AUGUCACCUUUCCCGUUGCUGUUGGGCGACAAGCUGCCCAAGUACACGUACACACCGAUACCGGCCGGCGCGCGUACCUUUCGGCUCGCUAAGCUCCUGCCGCCCGAGCCCUCCUGGAUCCCGGGCGUCGAGCCCACGAUCCGAAUUUCCAUCCAGACAUGCGAAGCAGGCAGCGACCAAGGUGCCGCCGCAUCCGUCGAGUACGAUGCGCUCUCGUACGCCUGGGAUGUGCCGCCGUCCGUCAAGGGCCCGAACCGGCGCAUCAUUGUGGACAGCGGCGGCGGCGGCGGCGAGCACGCGUCCACCCUGCUCAUCUAUCGUCCGCUGGAGCUCGCGCUGUUGCGGUUUUCCGCCGCCAAUGCCCGGGACAAGGGCUCCAAGCAUGAGCUCCCCAUCUUCAUCGACCAGAUUUGCAUCAACCAAGACGACAACGACGAGAAAGCGCAGCAGGUGCGCCUCAUGCAGGUCAUUUACAGCCAUUCUCGCCGUGCUAUUGUCUGGUUGGGCCCCGGUACCGCGGCCUCUGACACUUGGUAUACCUACGUCCGAGCCAUCUGCGCGGAAGGCGUCCUCACCGAGCUCAUGGGCCCACGCGUCGCCACCAUCAUGCGCAUCUUUGACGCUCUCACCGAUGCCACCAUCGUCCUGACCGACCCCGUGGAGAUACAAGACCACAAAGACCUUCUUGCUCUGACCAAACACUUUGCUGACAAGUAUCCCAUCGCGGCGUAUUUGGACGUGCUGCGGCGAUCAUACUUUAGCCGCCUGUGGACGAUCCAAGAGGCCUGUCUCGCUCCAAAGAUAGUGGUAGUCUGCGGUGACGAGCUUCUCUGCUUUGACUGCUUCCGUGCGGGCAUGUUCUUUUACAAUGUUCAAAACAGCUGGUGGCUAUUCCAUUUGACAGGUUCCGUAUCCCGCAAGGAGCUGUACAUGCGCGAUGCCGUGUUUGAUGCCACGGAGACGUUCCGUCGGAUCUACAGCGAGCGGAAGGCUAUUCACGAGCGUGGCAAUCGCGCACCGCUGCACAAAAUUCUCAUCAACUACAGCUUAAGUAACUCGUCGCGGUGGAAAGUCUCCGUGUCGCUCGCGCAGGACCGAGUGUAUGGUCUCCUCGGCCUGACGGCGCCUGAUGAUCCCGUCAAGAUGCAACUGGGCAUUUACUACAAUAUAGAGAAUCAGUUGGCGGCGCAGGUACGCGCAUACACGGAAACAGCGGGCUUGAUCUUGGAGCAGGGCCACCUGGACAUGCUGCUCUUUAACCAGAUGCCGAAAAUAACAGAGGGCCUACCUUCAUGGGUACCGGACUGGGCCAUGGAUUUGGCACUUCCCGUGGCAUGGGCGGCGUUGCAUGAACCAGCCUUCACCGCGGGAGGGUUACAAGACGCAGCAGAGGUCCAUGCGGAUGCGUCAACAGGCAGGCUUCUUCUCAAAGGCGGACACAUCGGCCGUGUCACUGCCGUUGGCCAGAUGACGUACACGACCGAAAGUAUAUCAGAUCUGAGCCAAGUCAAAUACACCGACGCCAAGCUCGUUUUCGACGAAGUUGACCAGUUUGUUCAUGCAGCCCUGGCCAGCAGAGCCACCGAGCCCCCCUCCUCGGAGACUCUCACCAACACAUGUCUACGCGUGUACGACUCGGGCCUCAGCUUUCGCCACUUCCAAUCUAAACUAGCCUCUCCAGAAGCUGGCGCAGCCCGUCUCCUCGCACUACAAUCGUCGAUAGCGGAUCUCGGCGCGAGACUGCUCCGUGCUACCACGACCGCGCGGUCGUAUUCGAUAUUCAAUAUCUAUGCCACGAUUGGCAUCACCCCGUGGUACUUCGACUACUACCGCGCCACAACCGUCUUGCACCGCCUCGCCCGCGGACCCAUCCCGCUCGCGGGCAUAUUUAUCCUUGCGCUGGCCGACCUGGUGGAGGAUGUCAUCGGGCUGUGCGUCGCGUCCGCCCGCGUGCAGUAUGCGAGCUUGUGCAUCGCCCUACGGCAACGCUUCGGCCGCCGCAUGCUCAAGGUCACCAAUGAGCAGAUGCGGAGCGUGGGACUCGAUCCGGACGUGGCCAAGGGCGAGGACAUGACUGCCUUCUUGGCGAAUUUGCAGCGGAAUGUCGGGAGAAGGGUGUUGAGGACUGCCGAGGGACACGUCGGCAUGGGACCACGCGAGAUGGAGCCGGGCGAUGAUAUUGUAGUCCUGUACGGCCUGACGACGCCGCUAGUCGUGAGACCUGUCGAGGGAGUGCAGCAAGAGUGGACGGUGGUGGGCGAGGCGUACUGCGAUGGUGUCAUGAAUGGCGAGGCCUUGGGGGUGAAUGACCGAGAACUUGUGUUGGUCUGA
This is a messenger RNA of Cordyceps militaris CM01, 2331 nucleotides long. RefSeq names its product Heterokaryon incompatibility. The transcript has a single exon. Bases 1 to 2331 code for a protein of 776 amino acids. NCBI's taxonomy places the organism in Eukaryota, Fungi, Ascomycota, Sordariomycetes, Hypocreales, Cordycipitaceae. The record is from RefSeq and is a predicted model, not a curated record.